GGCGGGGGAUGUAGGGGGAAGUUUGAAUUUUAAACGAAAAGACAGCAAGAAUUUGAAGUCAGUUGUCGGCGAGUGUCGGUGGCGUUCUGUUUGUGGACCGGGUUGUCGGCAUGUCCUUUCCUAAGGCUCCCCUGAAACGAUUCAAUGACCCUUCCGGUUGUGCACCAUCUCCAGGAGCUUAUGAUGUUAAAACUUCAGAAGUAUUGAAAGGACCAGUAUCCUUUCAGAAAUCACAAAGAUUUAAAAGACAAAAAGAAUCGCAACAAAAUCUUAAUGUUGACAAGGAUACUACUUUACCUGCUUCAGCUAGAAAAGUUAAGACUUCGGAAAUAAAGAAGUCUCAAAAGACUGAUAAAGAUUUGAAGAUACUAGAAAAAGAGAUUCGUGUUCUCCUGCAGGAACGUGGUGCUCAGGACAAGCGGAUCCAGGAUCUGGAGACUGAGUUGGACAAGACAGAAGCAAAGCUGAAUGCUGCAGUCAGAGAAAAAACAUCUCUCUAUGCAAACAGUGCUUCACUGGAAAAACAGCUUAUUGAGUUAACCAGGACUAAUGAACUACUAAAAUCUAAGUUUUCUGAAGAUGGUAACCAGAAGAAUCUGAGAAUUCUAAGUCUGGAAUUGAUGAAACUUAGAAACAAAAGAGAAAUGAAGAUGAAGAGUAUGGUGGCUAAACAAGAAGGCAUGGAGAUGAAGCUACAGGCCACGCAGAGGAAUCUGGAAGAGUCUCAGGGGAAAAUAGCACAGCUUGAGGGGAAACUUGUUUCAAUAGAGAAAGAAAAGAUGGAUGAAAAAUCUGAAACAGAAAAACUCUUAGAAUACAUCGAAGAAAUUAGCUGUGCAUCAGAUCAAGUGGAAAAAUAUAAGCUAGAGAUUGCCCAAUUAGAAGAAAAUUUGAAGGAGAAGAAUCACAAAAUUUUAAGCCUUACGCAGUCUUUGGAGGAAAAUGUUGUUUUGUCUAAGCAAGUAGAAGAGCUGAAUGCUAAAUGUCAGCUGCUUGAAAAAGAAAAAGAGGACUUCAUAAACUGGAAUAGAGAAAAGGAUGAAAAGCUGAAUGCUGAGAUGCAAAAUUUAAGAGAGACACUUAUUCUUCAAAAACAAGAAUGUGAAAAGCUACAACAAAAAGAAUUAGAAGUGAAUUCACUUCUGCAACAAGAGAAGGAAUUAUCGUCUAAUCUUCAGCAGUUGAUACAUUCUUUUCAAGAGCAAACAAUUAAAGAGAGGAAUGUCUUUGAGGAACAAUUAAAGCAAGCACUGGAUGAGUUGGAUAAGUUACAGCAAAAGGAAGAACAAACUGAAAAGCUAGUCAAGCAGUUGGAAGAAGAAGCACAAUCUUCAAAUGCAGAACUAAAACUCUUAAAAGAAAACCUAAAAGGGAAAGAAGCUGAACUGCAGAAGAGUAAUCUUGAUCACUCUCAAGCCACCCUGCUUUUACAAGAAACAUAUAAUAGUACAGUGCAAAACCUUGAAGAUGUUACUGCUCAAUUUGAAAGCUACAAAAGAUUAAUAGCUAGUGAGAUAGAAGAUCUUAAACUGGAGAACUCAGCACUACACGAAAAAGUGGCCCAGGCUGAAAAAAGUGCUAAAGAUGUUCAACAUCAGGUAUUGGCAACUGAGAAUGCUAAUCAAGAAUAUGCAAGGAUGCUUCUAGAUCUGCAGACCAAGUCAGAACUUAAGGACGCAGAAAUUAAAGAAAUUGCAGUUUCUUCUGAUAAAAAAAUAACUGAAUUGCAGAAUCAACUCAAGCAACAAAAUGAAGACUUUAAGAAACAACUGGAAGAGGAAGAAUCAAAGAAAGCUGAAAAAGAAAAUAUAAUGGAAGAAUUAACUGAGGAAGUUAAUAAGUGGCGUCUCCUUUAUGAAGAAUUGUACAAGAAAACAAAACCUUUUCAGCUACAGCUGGAUGCAUUUGAAGCAGAGAAACAGGCAUUGUUGAGUGAACAUGGUGCAGCUCAGGAACAGCUAAAUAAAUUAAGAGAUUCAUACGCUACAUUAUUGGGUCAUCAGAAUCUGAAGCAAAAAAUCAAGCAUGUUGUGAAACUGAAAGAUGAAAAUAGCCAACUAAAAUCGGAGGUAACAAAACUGCGCUCUCAGCUUGCUAAAAGAAAACAAAAUGAGAGAAAACUUCAGGAGGAAUUGAAUAAAGUUCUGGGUAUCAGACACUUUGAUCCUUCAAAGGCUUUUCAUCAUGAAAGUAAAGAAAAUUUUGCCAUGAAAACUCCAUUAAAAGAAGGCAAUACAAACUGCUGCUGAGCUCCUAUGGAGAAUCAAGAAAUCAUGCAACAUCUGAAAAACCUGUUGAAGAUUACUUUAUUUUGAUUGUUGAUGAUGAUAUUGUUGUUACUAUUAUAUUUUAAUGGGUUUUUUCAAAAGCU
Oryctolagus cuniculus (rabbit) is the source of this 2371-nucleotide messenger RNA. It is a transcript of the gene HMMR, whose product is annotated as hyaluronan mediated motility receptor. NCBI's taxonomy places the organism in Eukaryota, Metazoa, Chordata, Mammalia, Lagomorpha, Leporidae. The record is from RefSeq and is a predicted model, not a curated record. Gene Ontology annotation, molecular function: guanyl-nucleotide exchange factor activity; hyaluronic acid binding. Gene Ontology annotation, cellular component: membrane.